Messenger RNA from Canariomyces notabilis, 1405 nucleotides. RefSeq lists its product as uncharacterized. The transcript is spliced from 3 exons. The coding region runs from base 1 to 960 and encodes 319 amino acids. Gene Ontology annotation, molecular function: NAD+ binding; oxidoreductase activity, acting on the CH-OH group of donors, NAD or NADP as acceptor. NCBI's taxonomy places the organism in Eukaryota, Fungi, Ascomycota, Sordariomycetes, Sordariales, Chaetomiaceae. The record is from RefSeq and is a predicted model, not a curated record. Gene Ontology annotation, biological process: fatty acid metabolic process.
AUGGCUUCAACAACUGUAACAAGACGGGCGCUCCUGCUUACGAGCCGGGCGCGACACUUUAGCUCCACCGCUGCUCGGCCCGCCGCUGAAGUCAAGCGGCUCGGUGUCGUCGGCGCGGGGCAGAUGGGCCUUGGUAUCGCCCUCGUGGCUGCCCAAAAGGCAGGUGUUCCGGUGAUCCUGGUUGACAACUCACAACAGUCCCUGGACAAGGGUCUUGCCUUUGCAGACAAGCUCCUUUCCAAAGAUGUCACGAAGCAGCGUAUCAGCCAGGAGCAGGCCGACGCCGCCCGCGCCCUGCUCAAGCCCACCACUUCCAUCGAAGACCUCUGCAACGCCGACUUUGUUAUUGAGGCCGUGCCUGAGAUCCCUCAGCUCAAGUUCGACAUCUUCGCCAAGCUAGCCGAGAUCUGCCCCAAGCACGCCAUUCUAGCCACCAACACGUCCUCCAUCUCCAUCACGCGCAUCGCCGCCUCAACGACGGGCGGCAACUCAACCGACAGGAGCAACAGCUCGCGUGUCGUCGCGACCCACUUCAUGAACCCCGUGCCCGUGCAAAAGGGGGUCGAGAUCAUCUCCGGGCUACAGACGUCGUCCGAGACGGUCGAGACGGCCAUCGAGUUCUGCAGAAAGCUCGGCAAGGUGCCCUCGGUCUCGGCCGACCGCCCGGGCUUUUUGGCCAACCGCAUCCUGAUGCCCUACAUCAACGAGGCCAUCAUCUGCCUCGAGACGGGCAUCGGCGACCGUGACGCAAUCGACGCCAUCAUGAAGAACGGCACCAACGUGCCCAUGGGCCCCCUGCAGCUGGCCGACUUCAUCGGCCUCGACACGUGCCUCGCCAUCAUGAAGGUGCUGCACGAGGAGACGGGCGACUCAAAGUACCGCCCCAGCGUGCUGCUGCGGAACAUGGUGGCCGCCGGCUGGCUGGGUAAGAAGAGCGGUAAGGGUUUUUACGACUACUAGGGCGUUUCUCCUGUUUUUCAGUACGUGUACUUCUGAUAAGAUCCAUGUAUGAAUGUACAAGUAGAGUUGGGCAGUGCACCAGCGGAGUAACGCAGGGGCGCGGUGGCCACAUCACCUCGAAUGUAACCCAAGGCUUCAUCAAACUCAGAAAAAUGCUUCUAUACGGUCAGACGGAUCUUGGGUAGGAUAGAAAUCUGGCAUCGCGGUUUUGAUUCACGGUUCGGUAGCCCAACCCGUGCUGAAAUGCGACCCAAGGGGCGGGAGGCCAUUGGUGAGGCACCUCAAAUGCGUUUGCCAGCCGCAAAGUGCUACCUAAACGUUUACUUGAUAGCAUCGCAUCAGUAUCGAGAUUUGUCGAGCAUAGGUGGUACAGAAGCAUUCGCCACAAAAAGGGGUAUAGGGGAUGAUGUGUUUGUUGAUGCUGUUGUUGCCCAGGCAAUCAAAU